This is a messenger RNA of Closterium sp. NIES-65, 1725 nucleotides long. NCBI's taxonomy places the organism in Eukaryota, Viridiplantae, Streptophyta, Zygnematophyceae, Desmidiales, Closteriaceae. The record is from the annotation of a GenBank genome assembly.
AUGGCCUCGCCGACACCUACGGCCCCGUCGCCCUCUCCUAGCGGCCAGGUCGCCGCCUCCACCGGCCCAGCAGCCGAGCCGCCCAGCAGCUGUGCCACCCAGCAGCUGUGCCGCCCAGCAGCCGAGCCGCCCACCUGCCGAGCAGCUGAGCCGCCCAGCAGCCGAGCUGCCCAGCAGCCAAGCCGCCGAGCAGCCGAGCCGCCCACCAGCCGAGCCGCCGAGUCGCCCAGCAGCCGAGCCGCCCAGCAGCCGAGCCGACCAGCCGCCGAGCCGCCCUACUGUCGAUCCGCUGCUGUUCCUACUGACGGCCUCUCUCUGUUCGACCUCACCUCUAGUGCCUCCCCUGCCCCGUCUGCUACUGCUGACAGCACUGUUCGCUCACACUGGGCGACACGCGAUGCUGCUGCCCGUCUUGCUGUGCGUCGCCACUUACCAACCACUGAGCGUGCACACUUUAGCCAGUACAAGAGUGCUCAGACCUUGUACAACGCUGUAGUUGCACGCUACUCUUCCCCUGCCAUUACUGCACUGAGCCGCCUCAUGCUACCGUACCUCUUCCCCGACCUUGCUGCCUUUCCCAUAGUCGAUGACCUCAUUAUGCACCUCCGCACUAGUGACACUCGCUACCGCGCUGCGCUUCCUGCUGAGUUUUGCGCCAAGAACCCCCCCCCCCCCCCCAUGUACAUCACCCUCUACUAUAUAGUCACCCGGCUCCCUGACUCUCUCCACGUAGUCAGGGACCACUUCCUCUCAGUUUGCCCUACCACUCUCACCGUUGACCUCCUCGAGAAGGGCCUCCUAGCAGCAAAGAAGAGCAUAGUCGCUGUAGGAGCCUCUCGUGGUGACCCUCGCACCCCCGUCUUUGAGGGGUGUUCCCCCUCCCCCCUCUUGCCCUCUAUUGCUUCUGCUGCUGCGGCCGACCUCGUUGGUUUCGAGUCGGUCGGCGCUGCGUCUGCCCUUAGCGGAAGACGCCGCACCGGCAAGGGCAAGGGGGGCAAGGGCGCUGGAGGGGCUGGUGGAGGUGGUGGUAGAGGCAGUGGAGGGAGUGGGGGUGGUAGUGGGAGUGGUGGCGGGGGUGGCUGCGGCGGCAGCAGCAGUGGAGGCGGAGGAGGCGGCGGUGGAGGCGGAGGGAGCGGAGGCGGCGGAGGUGGCGGAGGAGGCGGAGGUAGAGGAGGCGGCGGAGGCGGCGGCGGCGGCAGUGGUGGAGCGGGUCGCGACUCUGCGCAGAGGAGUGGGUCAGGUGGUGGUCCGCGCCAGCAGCAGCGGAGUGGUGUGACCCUGUCCCCUCAGCAGCUUCAUGAGUGGUACGCUGCACGUCAGCGCAGUGGGGGUACUGGUCCCUGCAGUUACGUCCUCCGUACUAGCGGUCGAGCUGGUGAGCAGUGCGGGGGCCCGCACUCCACCCAGCACUGCUUCAGUCGCCUGACGGACGCGUGGCGUCGCCAGUUGCCUGAGGCGUCAGAGAUCCCUCGCUGGGGAGAUCUGUCUAGGGCGGGGGUUGCCAUCUUUGAUCUUGACUAUGAUGCUAUCCUUGCUGCCAUGUAUUCUGUGACUACUAGUGUUGAGGGUGACUGUUACCUGUGUUUACCGCCUGAACCGGGCAUUGAGGCGACUGCUCUAGGUGCUGGUGAGGCUGCUGCUCUAGGUGCUAGUGCGUCUGCUGCACUAGGUGCUAGUGGUCUGCUACCCCAAGUGCUGGUGAGUCUGCGCUCUCAGGGUCCUUGA